UUCAGUAUCAUACGUUGGUGGGGUUGAUUUUUUUUUCUCUUUUUACACAGAUUCUAACCUCAUUUGACUCGACACAGUCCACGCCAUCGACAAUUUAUUUAUUGUGUCGAUUCAGUGUUUUUUAUAUUAUAGAUAUAUAAAAUUAGUACUUUGAAAAUAACAAAUUACAAACAAUAAAUAAAUUACAAAAAAGUAAACAAUGUCGUCGAGAGUAAAUUCACGUAGAAUACCCGAGUUAGAAUCUCGCAUUGAUUAUGUUCAAUGUGAUGGACUGGCGGCAAUGAAAAUUAUAAAACAUUGCCAUGAAGAAUCAACGAGUAAUAUGGAAGUUGCACAAGGUGCUUUACUUGGUUUGGUUGUACAAAACCGUUUGGAAAUAACGAAUUGUUUUCCGUUUCCUAAAAACGAUGAAUUAGCUGAAGAAGAGGAGUAUCAAUUAGCUGUUAUGCGUCGUCUACGAAGAGUGAACGUUGAUCAUUUUCAUGUCGGUUGGUAUCAGAGCGCAGAUGUUGGUAAUUUUUUGAGUGUUUCACUUUUAGAAUCUCAAUACCAUUAUCAGACAUCAAUUGAAGAGUCUGUUGUUGUUAUCUACGAUACUGCAAAAUCAGCUCGAGGAUUUUUGACAUUGAAAGCUUAUCGUUUAACUCCUCAAGCUAUUCAAAUGUACAAAGAAAAUGAAUUUACUCCAGAAGCACUCCGUACUUUGAAAAUUGGAUACGAAAAUCUUUUUAUUGAAAUCCCAAUUGUUAUUAAAAAUAGUAACUUGACGAAUAUAAUGAUGUCUGAAUUAGAGGAAUUGAUACCUGAAGAAGAAGGUACUAAAUAUUUGGAUCUUGGUACAGCGUCUGUUCUUGAAAAUCAAUUACGUUGUCUGAUGGAUCGUGUUGAUGAACUAAAUCAAGAAGCUAUUAAAUUUAAUAGAUAUCAACAUCUUGUCAUUCGUCAACAGCAAGAUAAGAAUCGUCUAUUGACUAAACGCGCACAAGAAAACGCUGCGCGUGCUGCUAAAGAUGAACCUCCUCUACCUGACGAUGAUAUUAAUAAAUUAAUGCGUCCGCUACCAGUACCCCCCAGGCUCAAUCCUAUGAUCGUUGCCGGACAAAUUAACACGUACAGCCAACAUAUUUCACAAUUCUGUGCUCAAAGUUUAGCUAAACUUUAUAUUACUCAAAGUUUACAGAGCGCCAAAGAAUCUAAAACUACAAAUUAAAAGUUGCAGACAUCCGACAAUUAUUAUUUUUUUUUUUUCAUACAAACAAAUUACAUGUUAUUAGAAAUAAUUAUUUUAAUAACAUUAUGACAAGUCACUCCAGGACCUCUCUAUGUACAAAUAACAUAACAAUUCUAUAUAAAUAUGUCUGUCGUGAAAUGAAACUAUUCUUGAAUUGAUAAUUUCAAAAUAUCUCUAUCUAGAACGAUUUACCUCGGACUCUACUUCGAAAUUUCUUUAUUCAAUGACAAAAUUAGCAAAAAUAACAUCCAUUUUUAGCUAGAAAAUGAUCAGUAACUGAGAAAAUAUGUUAAUUUUCGUGUUAACUCACGUGUCUUGUUAUUGAAUAGAAAAAUUUCGGAGCAGAGUAAGUCUGAGAAUAGUUUUUCUGGGUAGCGAUAUUUUGGAGUAACCAAUUUAAAGAUACUUUUAUUUUACGAUACAUAUUUUAGGUAGAGGAUUGUUAUAGAGUACUGAUACGUGGUCCAAUAGGGACGAUAGCCAAAAAGGGAAAACAAAAAUUGUUAUAGAGUUGUCUGUACAUAGAGAGGUUCUGAAGCGACUUGUCAUGAUCCCAUUUAAAAAUGAGUGUAAAUGUAGCAGAUAUCAGAUAAAUUUAAAGUUAUAAAUAAAUAGAGUAAAUAAUUUAAAAAAUAAUAUUUAUAAAAAAUGCACUUAUUAAUUUCAAAAUUUUUUAAAUGCGCAUUUUUAAAAAAUUUUAUUUGAUUAAUUAUUUUACUUUACUUAUUAAUAAUUUAAAAUUUGUCUGAUGUCUGCUACACUAACACUCAUAUUUAAAAAUAUAUAGAAAAAGUGUAAAAAGUUUUUGAUGUGUUUGAAAGCUUUUUUUUCUACUAAAAUUUAAUUUUUUUAUUUAAAAAUAAAAAUUGUCAUUUCUCUGCUGUUUUCAUAAUUAAAAUAAAACUUUCUUUUUUUUAUAAU
Messenger RNA from Microplitis demolitor, 2152 nucleotides. It is a transcript of the gene eIF3h, whose product is annotated as eukaryotic translation initiation factor 3 subunit H. Gene Ontology annotation, cellular component: cytoplasm; eukaryotic 43S preinitiation complex; cytosol. The coding region runs from base 200 to 1210 and encodes 336 amino acids. The record is from RefSeq and is a predicted model, not a curated record. The transcript has 2 exons. Gene Ontology annotation, molecular function: protein binding; translation initiation factor activity; metallopeptidase activity. NCBI's taxonomy places the organism in Eukaryota, Metazoa, Arthropoda, Insecta, Hymenoptera, Braconidae.